AUGCCAGCGGCUCUCAUGCUCCGAGCCUGCACGAGGCUCAAGUCCUCUGUGACGGCGCAGACAUGGACACGAAGAGCAGCAUUUCUCGCAUUGCGACAAAACACGAGCAGGAACCGAUCGAUAUUCACUCGAACAUAUCAUCUCGAAGCACAGUCGUCAUAUCCAGAAGAGGGCACUCAGAUAUUAUCACAAUUGCGACUUCGCAAAGCACCUUCGAACCCCUCAGAUACCAGUACAGUCGAAGAUACGCAGGGUUCUCAGACAUGGUCUGGCUCGCAACGGAGGCAUGAACGAGACGAGCACAGCUCUCAUGGACACAAUUAUAAACAAGAAGCAAGAAAAAUAAACAAAAGCCCCUCGAAGGCUUCACCAGGCGCACGCUUCUAUCAGAAUAGACCACCCCGCGAUCCAGAAUCCAUUCGAAAAGCUGCUGAAUAUCGUCAAAAAGCCAAAGAAAGAGAGAAGAAACGGAGGGAAAGGUACGAUCAGUGGGGAUAUCUGCGUCAUCAAUACUCCAGCGACGAGCUGAUCGCUGUCAAAAAACAAUUCAACUUCUGGAAUUCAAACCUGGAUUCGAUUGAAGCCCGAACUAAACCAAAAAUAUCGUCAUGGCUAGAUGAUGGGAAAUUUCUUUUCGAACUGGAGAGCUCCUCGGAUAUGGAGAAUGCCUGGCACGAACUUGAUGUUGAAUCCAGGGAGAAGACAUGGCCGUGUGUAAUGCUGUCGACACUUUACUCACGCCCGGACAAGGCGAUUCAAGUGCUUGAGGCCACCUUGGAUCCUUUACCACCCGGUUACGCAAUGGCUGGUGUUGCUCGAUUUUGCAUCUCUGCUCUGGAUCUUAAAGAUAUCAAAAUAAUGCGCGAUCGUGUUACAAAAGCCGAUGAGGUGCUGGAGCUCUUUGCCAAACUGGUCGAGGACAUUCCAUCUGGCCAUGUACCGUUUCGCCAAAGUACCCUAGGUCUUGUUGCUGCAAAGUUGCCGAUUGAGCAAACAGCAGAGAUGUUCCAAAUCCUACAACGAUCGGAAAUCAGGUUACAUCGGAAUACGCUCUUGAAGUUUGCCGACAAGCUUGCACGCAGCCAUGAGCACAAAGAACAAGCCUUCCAGAUUCUACGGAACAUCGCCGAUGAAGGCCAUGACUUGAACUCGCCGUCCAUUGCGAGCGUUAUCACUACGUUGUUGCAUACCCAACCAUCAGCACACUCAUGGUCCGACUCGGAAGGUGCCUUUUCACCUCAACGUGCUAUGGAGUAUUUCCUUGAACAUGGAUUUUCUCCCAACUUGGUCAGUUUCACAGCUCUAAUUUCAUCUCUUUGCUUUCAGGGCGACAUCGAGGAAGCUGUUCGGCUUUCACUAUUGCUGGCAGAGAACGGCGCUGAGCUUGACAGCCGAUGCUAUACCACUGUGUUCAGAGGGGCCAAAAAUAGCCUCAAAGCGUCUAAUGUGCGACAAGCCCUGGAUGUUGCUCGAGCUGCAAAAGUACCACACAUCGAUGUACUCAACAACACGCUGCAUUCCAUCUUCUACUUUGCAGAGAUGGAAAGCCGCGAUAAGAGGUACCCGGCGCCAUAUGUUGUCCCCGUCUUUGGACCCAUGCUUCGUAUCUAUGCCAAGAAGUUCGACCUGGAACCUCUACAGUGGCUUUUACCUGACACUUUGCCCCUGCUUCUCAGUCAAGAAAACAUGGACGGCAAUGAAAAAUUCAUGCACAACCCACACAGAGAGUGGGAAUUCAGGAGCGCAAUUCUCCCUGUUGCGAAUGAAUUCUUUGACGGCACUGCUGGCCCUCUUAGGAAACCCAGCAUGCAGACGCUGGCAAUAAUGAUGCGAGGAUACAUCAAGACACUGCACCGACCUUACGACUUAAUGUCUUUCUACACUUGGUUCAAAUCACGCUUAGAGGAGCGUGGGACUGAAAGGAAUUUGGCUCAACAGUUGGUCAAGGAACAGGGAAGCAUCGUCCACGAUACACUGAUUCUGGUCAUGCUAGAGCGAAAGGUUCUCCUCCGCCCAGCGCUGCAAGUAUUUGGAGAUAUGCUUCGCGAUUCGUUAAUCGCCAGGCCUCCAGAAGACGGUACACAGGAGGAAGUCUUGGACGAAAACUUUCCUGUCCACCCGUCACCGAAUUUAUUCACUUUCAGCAUUCUCCUCCAUGGGCUUCUCAUGCGAAGGGAGGUAAUGCUGGCAGAACAAGUUCGACAAGCUUUGCGAGAGCACAACCUGGAACCCAACAUUGUCACCUGGAACACGCUUGUUAAGGGCUACGCCUCAAUGCAGGACCUGUCUCAGACAGUUGGCACACUACAAGACCUCGAGGCCGCUGGAUACAAACCAGACAUGCACACAUUCAAGGCAUUUGCCAAGCUGAAAGAUCAAACUCGGGCAUUGGAAAUGAUGGAAAAGAUCAUUGAUGAAAACAGGAAGAGGCUGGAAGAAGAGCACCAGCCUCAGUAA
Messenger RNA from Fusarium pseudograminearum CS3096, 2457 nucleotides. RefSeq lists its product as uncharacterized. Bases 1 to 2457 code for a protein of 818 amino acids. NCBI's taxonomy places the organism in Eukaryota, Fungi, Ascomycota, Sordariomycetes, Hypocreales, Nectriaceae. The record is from RefSeq and is a predicted model, not a curated record. The transcript has a single exon. Gene Ontology annotation, molecular function: protein binding.